Messenger RNA from Epinephelus lanceolatus (giant grouper), 4632 nucleotides. RefSeq names its product RNA binding motif protein 6 (gene rbm6). The record is from RefSeq and is a predicted model, not a curated record. Gene Ontology annotation, biological process: mRNA splicing, via spliceosome. Gene Ontology annotation, molecular function: RNA binding. Lineage: Eukaryota; Metazoa; Chordata; Actinopteri; Perciformes; Serranidae. Gene Ontology annotation, cellular component: nucleus.
GUCUCCGCUGCAGCAGCAACUGAAAAGGAAGACGAAGAAGAAGAAGGACGUUCUCCUCCAUUUGUCAUCAGUUCGUCGGUUGAACGCAUCGACGAACUGUGCGAUAAACCUCUGUGAUAUUAACUGAGCUCGAAGAACAAGCAAGAUAAGAUACUGACUACAAUCAUGUGGGAUGGACCAGGGCCAGGGCAAGGACCACGAGGAGGACCCUUUCGUGGUGAUCAUCGUGGAGAAAUGUUUGGCGGCAGAGAUCGUCCAAUGCAUGAAUAUAGAGGUGGCAGAGAUGGGAUGAACAUGGGUCCAAUGGGUCAUAUGGGCCCAAGACCUCUAGAUAUGCCACCUAUGGACAUGAGAAGGAUGGAUGGGCCACCCAUGAGGGGGCGUGACAUGGACCCACGUGAUAUGCGAGGUAGAGAGCCGAGAGAUUUUUGCCGACCUGGAGAAGAGCAAGACUUCAGUCUUAGAAGGCACUAUGAAAUUUCCAUCAGAGACAAACUGAUGAAUGCCUCUGGUUUCCCGGGACCAGGCAGGAACUCAGCUGACAUGGGGGGGAGGGGUAUGCCACCUCGGGAACCAAACAGCAGGUUUAUGGACAUGAGAGACAGAGAGUCAUUUCAUCAUGACAUGCCACCAUACAACAAUCCCAAUUUUGAUGGAAGAAGAGAGUUUCCCAUGGACAGAAUGGAGCGAAAUGAUGGAUUCAGGGACAUGCGUGACAGGCCCCCGAUGGGCAUGGAUGACCAUGAUGGCUAUGAUAUGGACUUACCUCCACGUGACAGGAGACUGAUGGACACUGACAGAAGAGGAGGGCCACCUUUCAAUCCAAGAGGUGGAUUUGAUUCUGACAUGGAUUUCAGAAAUCGUCUUGGCCCAUCAGCUGAAUUUAGAGGUAGGGAUCGAUCUCCCUUAAGAUUUGGAAACAGUGAUGUUCCACCGAUGGACAGGGCAAGAUCAGAUAUGCCCCCAGAUGUUGCAGGCCCUCAAAGAUCAGAAUUUAUGGGUCCAGCAGACACACUCAGAGAGAGAGAAUACCCAGAUUCAAGUGGCAGCCCCCUUAUGGAUUAUCGAAGUGGUGAAGAGAUGACUCUUGCAGAGGAAUGGAAGAACCGUCGAAAGGACAAGACCCCAUACUUAGAAAUGGGUAAAGGCAUGGGAGGUGUACCCAAACCUAACUUCCCUGUGGAAUUUGGCAGAGAUGUGAAUGUUAGAGAUCCACCACCAUUUCAGGAAAGGGACAGACCACCUGUUGAAUUCCCAGGGAAAGAUGUUGGCUUUCCUCAUGGUGACCACUUUCCUGCUAUGAAUCUACCACCAAUUGCCAGCAAAGCUCAACAAGACCAUCCACACUCGGAUAUAACUCCCCUCACUGGCCCUCUAGGAAGAGAAAAUGAGAGUAAACAUUGGCUUGGAGAAAGGAAUCCGAAGCAUAGUCAAAAUAAAUCAAAUCGUGAUGAAAGGCCCCCUUACCAUCAAGAGAAGAAUCAGCCCUCACAUGAGAUUCAGGAGCCAAAUGAUAGUUUUAAGGGGUUGAAAGAUAUUGCACACAAUCAAGGACCUAGCAGGGCUAAGAUGGGGCCAGAACGCGAUUUCCAAAGCAGCAGCACUGUGCAGGCGAGAGACCAAGACUACAGGGACAUUGAUUACAGAACAGGAUCCGGGAGGCCUUUUGAUUACAAGCGGGAUGAACUUCAACCACCAGAGAAACUCAUCAGAGAGUCUAAACCAAUCACACCUUCAAAGUUUAGUGAGUCUGGUUCUCAGGAUCAAGAUUACAGGAAUGCAUCAGUGGAGGACAAAGUUUCCAACACAAUAUCCAUAAUUGGUAUUCCAAAGACCGCUACAAUGGAGCAGAUUCUUGGUGCCUUUGCAGUCCGUGAUGGCGUGCCAAUGCAGGGGAUGAAAAUCAAAAAUGUUGUGCCAGGUUACAGCUACGAUACGGCCUAUGUGGAGUUUUUAAACCUCGAGGAUGCAGUCCGCUUCAUGGAGUCCAACAAGGGAUCCCUAAAGGUUGGCACUAGAACCACAUCCAUGAAGUACAUUCAGCCAGACGAGUGUGAAAGAAGUGUUCAUGAAUCAGAUCACAAAGUACCUCAACUCCAGGAGCCCCAGUUGCCCAGACAAGAUGAGCCCUUAGAGGAGUUGAAGACCAACCUGAAUGGGUCCAAAGCAAAAGGCCCUUUGGAGCCAUUGUCACAAAACCAGUGGCAGCGUAGCUCUGACCUGACUCCCGAGGCCUGGCAGCAGCAAGUGGACCAACAGCUCCAACAGCAAGAAACAGAGCAGCAGGCAGAGUCUUGGGGCAACCGCAACCAUCCCCCAUCCCGGCUCUGGGUUCCCGGCUACUCAGUCUUUAAAGACAGCAAAACCAUGAUCAUAAAAAAUGUGAAGCCCACCACCACAGUAGAAACUAUCCUGAAAGCCUUGGAUCCCUUUGCAUAUCUGGAUGAAAGAAAUGUUCGUCUGGUCAAGGCCAAGCCACCAGGAGUCAAGUGCUUCUGCUUUGUUGAUAUGGACUCCCAUGAGCAAGUGACACGCCUGGUUGAACUCCUUACUAAACCCAGACGGCUUUAUAUUGAUGGUGUCACAGUUUAUGCUGAGGUCGCAAGACCUUUGAAGAACCAAAAUUUCAAAAAAGACGGUGAUAAACCAAACACUUCCAUACUUGGAUUUCCACCUGAGCCCAGCAUGAUCGGGCAGCAGCAGUUCCCACAACCUCCACAGUUCUUGCAGCCUCUGCAGCCACCCACUGGUGCCCCCGCUAUAAUGCAAGGUGAUUUGACGACAGGCAGCUCUAAUCCCGCUCUGUCAUCAGACCACAGCAUCGCACAGGGAGUUGGCUAUGGUGAGACUCCAGUUUUGGAUCCGUCGUACCAGGCUGGUGGACCCCACAUGCCAACAGAAUCAGCUGGGAUAACAGUAGCCGCAGAUGGAUCACAGCCCUACGUCUAUGGCUCUGAGAUUCCAGACAUCAGUAACUACUUAUACGAUUCCACAUCAGGCUUCUACUACGAUCCUGAGACGACCCUGUACUACGACCCCAACUCCAGGUAUUUCUACAACGCUCAGACACAAGAGUACCUGUACUGGGAUGCUACAUCAAAGACCUACAUCCCAGUUCCAGGAGGGAACCCUGCAGUGACCCAACCUAUGACUGCUGAAGACCAGGCCAUUCUUUCCAACCCAGCAGCAGAUGCUCCUCUGGAAAUGAAGAAGGCAUCAGUGCCUCCCAACACCGCAGCAGCUCCAGCAGCAGACGCCACUUCUGAUGCCGCCACUGCUGCGGAACCUGUCACAACGUCUUCAGCAGCUCCUGAGAGGAAAGACGACGACGACUCUGCUAAAAGGGACAAAGAGAAGGAUAACAAAGAUGAGAAGCCAAGAAGUCUUGCUGCUGUCAAGAUCAUGAAAGACAUGGAGCGCUGGGCAAAGAUCCAGAAUCGUCAGAAGGAGAGUGUCCGCUCUGCAUCGCCACUACUGAAGACUGGAGGGGACGAUGAUAGGAGGCAAUCCAAGUCAGCUGAUGCUGGUUUUGCUAUCUUUGAGAGGAAGAUAUCAGGUGCAGAUGAUCUUUUUAAGAAGCCCUUUGCUCCUCCUAAGAAAGAUGAAAAGUCAAAGCGUCCGAUGGGCUCCCUGGGUCUGCUGGCGUCAGACUAUGCAGCUGGAAGUGAUGAAGAGGUGGAAGAAGAUAAGGAAGAGGCAGCUAAAAGCAGUCAGGGCAGCCAGUCGGAAGACAAAGACAACAAGCUGACAGACUGGAAAAAGAUGGCCUGCCUGCUGUGUAGGAGACAGUUCCCCAACAAGGACGCUCUGAUCCGCCACCAGCAGCUUUCUGACCUGCACAAGCAAAAUAUGGAGAUCCACCUUAAGAUCAAGAGGUCAAAGAAGGAGCUAGAGGCACUAGAGAACCAGGAAAAAGAACUAAGUGCCAGAGAACCUUCCAGGUCACCUGAACAGAAAAGAAGAAAACACCACCAACAGCCGCAGCAUCAUAACACAUGGGCUGGAAGCUCUAGGGAGAUGAAUAAAGUCAGUGAUAGACCUGGUUUAGGAGCUGAACCUGCCCCGCCGAGGAAAAAGAGAGAGCCUGUCGUUUGGGACCACGCCACCUACAAACAAGCAGUACGCAAGGCCAUGUUUGCACGGUUCAAGGAACUCGAGUGAUCUCAUCUGAACACAUCCUCGCUUUGAUAUGUGAAUUGUUAAUAUGACAUGCUUGCCCACUUUAGCAUGAGGAAUCCCUUUGACUGUAUUUACUCUGCCUUGGACGUUAUUACACUAUAGAACCACAGUUUUUCUACGCUGAAAUGAAAAAUCAUGUGGUGUAUAAACACACAUUGCAAGGCUGCAGUCAGAAAAACAAGAAUUACUUGACUUCCCAAACAGUGGAUGUUGUAUAGAAAGUGUUUAUAAUUCAUGCCAUUGAUUUAAAGUACUUUUGUUCAUGUUUUAUGUCUGGCUUGUGUGUAGAAUUGUGAAAUGUGUCCAGGUAGUCUUUUUUUAAAUGAUACUGUCACACUGGCCACGUUUACAUUUUGUUUUAAAACUAAGCAUUUUUACAUUUUCAUUUUCAUGGAUCGGAGUUGCUAUUGUAUGUACACAUUUUACAGUAAAAAGAAAAAGUCAGUGACAAAG